Molecule: messenger RNA, 1482 nt
Organism: Eremothecium cymbalariae DBVPG#7215
Lineage: Eukaryota; Fungi; Ascomycota; Saccharomycetes; Saccharomycetales; Saccharomycetaceae
Gene: NFS1
Product: cysteine desulfurase
Exons: 1
Coding region: 1-1482 (493 amino acids)
Biological process (GO): [2Fe-2S] cluster assembly
Cellular component (GO): mitochondrion; nucleus; cytosol
Molecular function (GO): cysteine desulfurase activity; pyridoxal phosphate binding
Source: RefSeq, a predicted model, not a curated record
AUGUUGAAGCAAGGUCUUAGGAACGCAUUACGCACUAGGCAUCUGUUUUACCAGCUUGGGGAGGAUGUCAAGGAUACACAUCAUAGUUUUUAUGGUGGGCUACGCAGUUAUGCUACACAUAAGCUUUCAGAAGAUAUAAAGCUAGAUACACACACUGAUAUUCAAAGUGCCACUAGGGCACAGGCCCAAACUAGGACAGGAUCAGUUUCAAGUGCAGCUGUGGAGUCUGGCACUACAGCUUUAAAGCAUGCUUAUCAAGAAUCCGCUGACCACGGUACAAGGCCGAUUUAUCUGGAUAUGCAGGCAACGACUCCAACUGAUCCACGAGUUGUGGAUACAAUGUUGAAGUUCUAUACUGGUUUAUAUGGUAAUCCGCAUUCAAACACGCAUAGCUAUGGGUGGGAGACAAAUCAACAUGUUGAAGCAGCAAGAAAGUAUGUUGCAGAAGUUAUCAACGCAGACCCAAAAGAGAUAAUUUUUACCUCUGGUGCAACGGAGUCAAAUAAUAUGGUACUCAAGGGUGUACCCAGGUUUUAUUCGAAGACUAAGAAACAUAUUAUUACCAUGAGAACUGAACAUAAAUGUGUGUUGGAAGCCGCUCGGGCCAUGAAGAAUGAAGGUUUUGAAGUUACCUUUUUAGGGGUUAACAAUCAAGGAUUAAUUGAUUUGAAUGAAUUAGAGAGCGCAAUAAGGCCAGAUACCUGUCUAGUGUCUGUUAUGGCGGUGAAUAAUGAAAUCGGUGUUAUGCAACCGAUUAAAGAGAUAGGGGCUAUUUGUAAGAAACAUAAAGUUUAUUUUCAUUCAGACUGUGCACAAGCAUAUGGUAAGGUACCCAUUGACGUUAAUGAAAUGAAUAUUGACUUGCUAUCGAUUUCUUCGCAUAAGGUCUAUGGUCCUAAAGGUAUUGGUGCACUUUAUGUAAAGAGAAGGCCUAGGGUGAGACUAGAGCCUUUAUUUUCUGGAGGUGGCCAAGAAAGAGGGUUGCGCUCGGGUACUUUGGCACCACCAUUGGUGGUUGGCUUUGGUGAAGCAGCUAGACUGAUGAUGCAAGAGCGUGAAAGUGAUACUGCUCAUAUAAAGAGGCUCUCCAAUAAAUUGUUGGACGGGUUGCUAUCUAUUGAACAUGCCACGUUGAAUGGUUCGCCAGAACACCGUUAUCCUGGUUGUGUUAAUGUUUCAUUUGCUUAUGUUGAAGGUGAGUCUCUUUUAAUGGCCUUGAGAGAUAUUGCUUUAAGUUCUGGCUCGGCUUGUACAUCUACAUCUUUGGAACCAUCUUAUGUUUUACACGCAUUGGGCAAAGAUGAUGCGUUAGCCCACUCUUCCAUAAGAUUUGGUAUAGGUAGGUUCACCACAGAUGAAGAGAUUGAAUAUGUUAUAAAGGCAAUUGUUGAAAGGGUUCAGUUCUUAAGAGAGUUGUCUCCUCUUUGGGAGAUGGUUAAAGAAGGUAUUGACUUGAAUUCAAUUGAAUGGUCUGGUCACUAA